AUGGAACACAAACGACUCGACUCCCGAUCAUCGGCCGAAAUAGUCGCCGAUAAUUACGAUAUACUGGCGGAUACAAUCCUCCUUCGUAUCCCCGCAAAACCCCUCAUUCAACUCCAACUAGUCAACAAACACUGGCAAUCAAUUAUAUUUGACCGAACGUUCAUUAAACUCCAUGCUCGCUGUCACCCCAAACCAGAAACAUCCUUCAUCAUCCGCCCAAAUUCUCGGGACUACUUCUACUUCUCCCUGGCCGACGGGACUAUAUUCCCAUUUGACUUAGACUCCCUCUACGGGAAAAUCCUGCAGUCGUGCAACGGUCUUCUGCUGCUCGAAUCGCGAAACUCGAAAUACGGGCGCAAAACCUAUCUCGUCCACAACCCGACCACAAACCGGCGUCGAACGUUGGAAAACGAGCGCGGGCGCCACCCGUCCGUCCCAGGAGUUUCCCUAGCGUUCGACCCUUCAAAAUCGCUUCACUACAAGCUCGUGUUCGUUUACAGCUCGAAUUACUCGGUCAACGUGUACGACUCGGAGAGCGACACGUGGACGAGCCUCGACAACCCGUUCCCUAGCUACGCGAACACCCAUUUCAACCACGGAAUCUACCGGAACAACCGGAUUUACUGGUUCCGACCCUCGUCGACUUCCUACUACUUCGAUUUGGAAACCAGGACGGCCGGGGUCGCGCCGGAGAUCGAGAUUCCCAAGAGAAAACGAGAGGAGCUCAAUAGAAACUAUAUAAUCGAGUCGGGUGGGCGCGUGCAUUGCGUCUCGACUUACACGAGGCCUUGGUCCAGGUCAUUCUUGGUGUUUGAGCUGGCAGAGGAUGACUCGGGGUGGGUUGAGGUGUACCGUGCUGAUGUGGACAGAAUCUUACGCUACAUGGCGGACGAGGAUUGCGAUUUUAGCGUGCUGGGUUUCAUUAGGGGGGAGACGAUUGAGGAGUCAUCGGUUUUUUUUCAUGUGCCGACGAAAAUUCUUCGUUUCGGGUUGGGCAAACGGAGGUUUGAGGUCGUGCUCGACUUGGACGAUUACUUUGAAUGCGGCGAGUGGAAUUUUCAGUGUUUUCGACACGAGACGUUUCAGUUUGUGGAGAGUUUGGCUCCGGUUUGA
Striga hermonthica is the source of this 1113-nucleotide messenger RNA. The record is from the annotation of a GenBank genome assembly. Lineage: Eukaryota; Viridiplantae; Streptophyta; Magnoliopsida; Lamiales; Orobanchaceae.